GAUUUAGUAUCAAAUGACGAGUUAUUAAGUGCUUAUAAUCCGAGUGAACAGACCUUAUCAUCACAUGAGUUGAACACCGGAUUCAUGUCUGAAUCCAACGAACAGAUCAACACAUCUCUGGAACAACUGGAGGAUCAGUUGAUGCAACAGUUGAUCUCAUCGGCUGAAGAGGACGAUAGAAAUGUGUCGCUUAUUAAAGAUAAUUCUUAUGCAACUGAACCGGAGCUCAAUGUCGAAGAACUGACGGCUCCCUUACUUCUGCAGCGUUUGCAGCAAUCAGUGGUCACUCCUAUUGAAUCCAAUGAAGAGCCAAUUGAAACACAUCCAGAAUUGACUGAAUUUGAAUCUCAAAACACUGCGAAUAAUGAGUUUAUUUCAGUCGAUGACAAGCCAUUGAUUGAAAAGUCGGACACAAUUAUUGUGGAUCUGUUAUCAUCAUCACCGCAGAGGAAUAAUUCGCUCAUUGAUAAUAUCGUUGAGGCAAAUCAAUUGCACUCAAAUAAUUUCAAUGACAUUAAUAUUCAACUAAAUGAGCGGCAAAUUCUCGAAACGAUAGAAUCUCAACAGAAUUUAAAUCAAGAAUCCAUUCAAACAAACGAAAGCAAAGAAUUUGAGUCAAUCCAAGAGAAGAGACCCGAUGUCGAUGUGAUUGAUAUCCAGGAAUCAGACGUUCAGACAUAUGUUGUGCCGCCGACGCCGUCCGAAGAGAUUACGCCUGAGCUGUCAUUUUUCCGGACACCGGAACAGCCGGUGCUCACAAAGAUAUACUCAUCGGAAUCGGAACAGGAGAGCGACUCCGCUGUCAUUAACAAAGCCAUUGAUAGCAGUCUUCCGUCACUCAUAACUGUCAUUGAGUCGACCGCUAAGAAUGGAGGCGAAGAGAAGCCUAAACGACCCAAACCUAUACUCAAGGAAACGGAUCCUCAGAUUCUCACCAAAUUGAUCGCCGAUGAGCAACAAAUCACUUCGGAGGAGAUAUCGAGUCCAGACGAUGAUAACCCAGAGUUUGUUGGCUUAGGGCCCAACACACCCAUACCGGUGCGAGCUUCCAGUCCCAACCCAUUCGGCAAAAAGAGACGGAGGGGCAAAAAGGGUGGACAUCGAAAGUGAAACUACUGUUACUUUAUCUCGGAGUAAACCUAUUUACAUGAAUCACAUAUUUUAUCACAAAGUAUUUAAAGUUUUAAACAAAUAUUAUAUAAUAUUUCUGUUCAUUUUUGAGACUGAAUUCUUUAUGGCAAACAUUUAUAUAAAUAGUAAGUCAUAUGAAUAUAGAAUAAAAUUCAUUAUGUAAAAUCACUUGGCUAAAAUUUAAAAUUUUAAAUAAAUUUUAUUCAUAAACAUCGCUAAA
Molecule: messenger RNA, 1351 nt
Organism: Oppiella nova
Lineage: Eukaryota; Metazoa; Arthropoda; Arachnida; Sarcoptiformes; Oppiidae
Source: the annotation of a GenBank genome assembly